UCUCUCUCUCUCCAACCAAAUCUCACUCUCUCGUUAAAUCAAGUACUCAGAUCCACCAGCCAUGCCUCUCUGAAACCUUGCCGCAGUUGUUCCCUGUCCCCGAUACAGGCAGAGAGAGAUGGCAUCGUCGUUUCCUCCCAAGCGUGCCCGGCCCGGUCCCUGGCCUCCGACCAGCCACAACGAUGCCAGUGCCACCACCACCACCAAAGGCGCAAUGGCCCCCUCCUGGGCCAAGCAGUCCGGCUUCAAGGUCCGCUUCUCCGGAGAGCCCGCGGCUGGCACCCGCGAUUCCGGUCAAGCUGUUGUUCUCCCAUCCCAGGAGCACGUGGUGCAGACUGAUUUGGAGUCCGGCCGUCCUCGCUCAACCCCUUCCUCUGCCACCGCCGUCGCCAAUGGCGUCCCUGAACUGGAGAAAAUGCAGCCCGCCAGCGCCCGGUCAGCGGGUACCAAAAGGCGGGAUUCCGACGUCACCGCUCCCAGGAGCGCCCGCGUGGACCCCUUGCCCCGUCCACCUGGCCGCCAGGACGAGCACGAGCCCUCCCCGCGCAUGCGGGGCGAUGAUCGAUCCUCUCCCCGCAGCUCGUACGUGAAGUACGAGCUCAGGGACUCUCCAGGACUCGUACCCGUUGUGCUCUAUGGAAUACAGCAUUACGUUUCCAUGGUGGGUUCAUUGAUUCUGACACCUCUCAUCAUCGUACCGGCAAUGGGAGGCAACAAUGAUGAUACUGCAACCGUGGUUUCAACCGUGCUGUUGUUGUCCGGAAUAACGACGCUCCUGCACACUCAUUUCGGAUCGAGGUUGCCGUUGAUACAGGGCCCAUCAUUUGUGUACCUUGCUCCCGCGCUCACGAUAAUCAACUCAGAUGAUUUUCACGGGCAAAACGGAGCUAGCUUCAAGCAUAUCAUGAAGGCACUGCAGGGAGCUAUAUUAAUCUCUUCUGCAUUUCAAAUGGUACUUGGAUAUAGUGGCUUAAUGGCAAUUCUUUUGAGGUUGAUCAGUCCGGUUGUUGUAACAGCAACUGUGACUGCUGUUGGCCUCUCCUUUUAUAGUUAUGGCUUCACUGAAGUUGGUAGCUGUGUGGAGAUUGGUUUGCCUCAGAUAUUAUUAGUGAUCAUAUUCGCUCUUUAUCUCCGCAAGGUGUCCGUUUUUGGCCAUCGGAUAUUUACAAUAUAUGCAGUUCCCUUGGGCCUAGUAAUCACAUGGGCAUAUGCUUUCCUCCUUACAGAAGCUGGAAUUUACAGCUACAAGGGUUGCAACUUAAACAUUCCUGAAUCAAAUAUAGUAUCAGAGGCUUGCAGAAAGCAUGUACCAAAGAUGAAGAGCUGUCGUGUUGACACUUCACAUGCACUAAAAGCUUCCCCAUGGUUUCGAUUUCCAUAUCCAUUUCAAUGGGGUACUCCUGUCUUUCAUUGGAAGAUGGCUCUUGUGAUGUGUGCGGUAUCAAUAAUUGCAUCAGUUGAUUCAGUUGGAUCAUAUCAUGCAUCAUCGUUGCUUGUGGCGUCAAAACCUCCAAGUCCAGGUAUUCUAAGUCGCGGUAUUGGUCUAGAAGGGUUGUCAAGUGUCUUGGCUAGCCUGUGGGGCACUGGAACUGGGUCAAGUACACUAACUGAAAAUAUACACACUAUAGCUGUCACUAGAAUGGGCAGUCGCAGAUCAGUGGAACUGGGAGCAUGCAUUUUGAUUAUACUGUCUAUGAUUGGUAAAAUUGGAGGAUUCAUCGCUUCAAUUCCUCUAGUCAUUGUUGCUGCCCUCACUUGCUUUAUGUGGGCCAUGCUUGCAGCCUUAGGGCUUUCAAGUUUACGAUAUAGUGAUGCCAGAAGCUCUAGAAAUAUUGUCAUUGUUGGGCUCUCACUGGUCUUAUCUUUAUCAAUACCAGCUUAUUUUCAGCAGUAUGGGAGGCUGCCAAGUGCUAAUCAUUCUGUACCCGGCUAUUUUCUUCCAUAUACGGUGGCGUCUCAUGGACCAUUUCGCACCAAACAUGAUGGAGUGAACUAUGUGCUGAACACACUGCUCUCAUUCCACAUGGUGAUUGCAUUUUUAAUAAGUGUCGUUCUAGACAAUACUGUCCCUGGCAGCUCCCAUGAACGUGGUGUGUAUGUGUGGACUCGAGCAACAGCUGCAAGGCAGGAAAGAGAUGUUGCCAAAGAUUAUGAGUUGCCUUACAGAUGUGGUGGGGUUUUCGGAUGGGUAAAAUGGGUCGGCUUAAUCAAGUACCUUCUCCAGCUCCCCAUGGCGCCAUGCCAUCUGGGAGGCUUCUCGGAUGGGAGAUUCCGCGUGGGAGUUGGCAGCUAUAACAUCUCCUACCAAACCCCACCCUCUCCCCUCAGCUUGGCACCACCAUUGCCAUCCCAGCUUCCCUUCUCCCCCUCCUCCUCUCUGUCUCCAGGGGAAGCGCCACACAAAACAAAACACAAGGAGAAAGGUCGCGCUAACGCAAUGCAGUCGCUCUCCUUCACCAAUUCCAUAUCGCUGGUCGAGCAUCACCUCAUCUUCUCCAGCGGCCACCACCCGAAGAAGCAGCCCUACCUCUCCAUGCCUGGCCACAGGUGUAAGAUCCACUGCGUAUACCGGCCGCCGGAUCCGACCAGCUUCUCCGGCGGGGCGGGUGGCCCCAGCCGAGCUGAUUGGCAGAGCUCCUGCGCCAUCCUCUCCAGCCAGGUGGCCGUAUCCCAGCAGCAGGAGACCGAGAAGCCGGAACCGCCGCCGCCCGCACCCCCUUCGCCGUCCCUCGAUCUCACCAAGGUUAACGGCCACGGAUCCCUCGACCUCGUCCCCCUCUCCUCCAAGCUUCCCAAGCCGCUCACCAUAGCCGAUCUGUCGCCGGCCCCGAUGCACGGGUCGGAGCUCCGCGUCGCCUACCAGGGCGUGCCCGGCGCGUACAGCGAGGCGGCCGCUCAGAAAGCAUACCCGAACUGCGAGGCCAUCCCCUGCGACCAGUUCGAGGUGGCUUUCCAGGCGGUGGAGCUCUGGCUUGCGGAUCGCGCGGUGCUCCCCGUCGAGAAUUCCCUAGGGGGCAGCAUCCACCGGAACUACGACCUGCUCCUGCGGCACCGCCUCCACAUCGUGGGCGAGGUGCAGCUUCCCGUCCACCACUGCUUGCUCGCCCUCCCUGGCGUCCGCAAGGAGUACCUCACCCGCGUCAUCAGCCAUCCGCAGGCCCUCGCGCAGUGCGAGCUUACCCUCACGAAGCUCGGCCUCAACGUGGCCCGCGAGGCCGUCGACGACACGGCCGGGGCGGCCGAGUUCGUCUCCGCCAACGGCCUGAGGGACACGGCGGCCAUCGCCAGCUCGCGCGCCGCGGAGCUGUACGGUCUGAACGUUCUGGCGGACGGCAUCCAGGACGACUCGAGUAACGUGACGCGGUUCGUGAUGCUGGCGCGUGAGCCCAUCGUCCCCCGGACCGACCGCCCCUUCAAGACCAGCAUCGUCUUCGCCGAGGACAAGGGCACGUCCGUGCUCUUCAAGGUGCUCUCCGCCUUCGCCUUCCGCAACAUCAGCCUCACCAAGAUCGAAUCCCGCCCACACCGCAACCGACCCAUCCGCCUCGUGGACGACGCCAACGUCGGCACCGCCAAGCACUUCGAGUACAUGUUCUACGUCGACUUCGAGGCGUCCAUGGCGGACGUCCGGGCACAGAACGCUCUCGCCGAGGUCCAGGAGUUCACGUCCUUCCUCAGAGUCCUGGGCAGCUACCCCAUGGACAUGACCCCUUGGUGCCCCUCCCGCGACGAUCCUCCCAACUCCCGUCACCCCCAAUAGAGCCCCAGUUACUCGAUUCCCUAUAUAUCUGGACGUCCUUCCACCCAUCAUCAGGUCUUUCGAUCGGCUAAUUCAUCAGCCCACCGAAGACAAUAAACAACACAAAACCAGAGCAAUCCGAUGAUCAUGCGGCUGCGUCGAUUCUUUAAUUGUCCAUGUCUUGCAUCAAAAUUUGAUAAUGAACACUAUUUAUUUGUCACCA
Nymphaea colorata (pocket water lily) is the source of this 3962-nucleotide messenger RNA. RefSeq names its product nucleobase-ascorbate transporter 12-like. Gene Ontology annotation, biological process: L-phenylalanine biosynthetic process; transmembrane transport. NCBI's taxonomy places the organism in Eukaryota, Viridiplantae, Streptophyta, Magnoliopsida, Nymphaeales, Nymphaeaceae. The coding region runs from base 119 to 3760 and encodes 1213 amino acids. Gene Ontology annotation, molecular function: prephenate dehydratase activity; transmembrane transporter activity. The record is from RefSeq and is a predicted model, not a curated record. The transcript has 12 exons. Gene Ontology annotation, cellular component: plasma membrane.